Messenger RNA from Gopherus evgoodei (Goodes thornscrub tortoise), 3561 nucleotides. RefSeq lists its product as uncharacterized. The record is from RefSeq and is a predicted model, not a curated record. Lineage: Eukaryota; Metazoa; Chordata; Testudines; Testudinidae. The transcript is spliced from 2 exons. The coding region runs from base 1061 to 2086 and encodes 341 amino acids.
CGGGACAUGCCCCCCUUCCCAGGUUUUACGUCCUGUUCUGCCUGUAACAGGCCUAAGCGUUAUCAGCAUUAUCUCUGGGCUACACCCUGCAAUUCUCAGCUGUCCCUCCCUUCCGCCCCUCCUUCCCCGUCCCUCUUCAAGGACCCUUCUCACGAGCAACUCCUUGUUCAGGAAGUUGACAGCCUUCUGAAGCUGAGGGCAGUGGAGGAGGUCCCUCAGGAAAUGAGGGGGAAAGAAUUCUACUCCUGUUAUUUCCUAAUCCCGAAAGCAAAAGGGGUCCUAAGACCCAUUCUGGAACUGCAGUGCCUCAACAAAUAUCUCAAGAAGUUGAAGUUCCACAUGGUCUCCCUGGCUUCUUUCAUUCCCGCCCUGGAUCCGGUAGACUGGUAUGCUGCUCUUGACUUGAAAGACACUUAUUUUCAUAUUUCCAUCUUUCAAGGACACAGAGGGUUCGUCAGUUUUUUGGUGGGCCAGUAUCAUUUCCAAUUCAUGGUGCUGUCCUUUGUCUUUUUGGCCUCAUGGGUGUUCACAAAGUGCCAGUAGCCGCUUAUCUGAGAUGUCCAGGUCUAUCCAUAUCUUGACCACUGGCUCAUCAAGGGCAGAUCUUGGGAUCAGGCAGAGGAGCCUCAGUCUGUUGUGUUUUGUCACAACCUGGGCCUGUUAAUGAAAAGAAAUAAACCCUCAUGCCAGUGCAAUGGAUAGAGUUCAUGGGGCGGUCUUCGAUACCAUGUGGGACAGAGCUUUCCUUCCAGAGGCCCAUUUCCAAGCCAUGUUGGGCUUGAUCUCGCAUAUAAGGGACCAGCCGCUCACCACCACCCACACCUGCCUGAGGUUGUUAGGCCACAUGGCAGCUUGUACUCACAUGGUCCGUCAUGCCUGCUCCAUCUCUGGCCACUGCAAGUGUGGCUGGCAUCAGUCCACACCAAAAGGAACGAUCUAGACCUGGUAUUCAGGGUGCCGCACCAUAUCUGGUUGUCCCUGAAAUGGUGGGUGGACCUCAGAUCGGUGCUGGAGGGAGUUCCCUUCCUGGCUCCAUCCCCAUUGCUGACCCUGGUUUCCAAUGCCUCGAACCUGGGCUGGGGAGCCUACCUGGGCGGGCUCAGCUCGGAAUGAUCACUCCCUCCACAUAAAUGUCAGGGAGCUCAGAGCAGUUCAGUUGGCCUGCCAGGCUUUCUGGUCCCACCUGGAGGGCAAGAUGGUACAGGGCCUGACGGCUGAUACCGUCUCGAUUUUUAUUUCAACAAGCAAGGCGGAGCCAGGUCGUCAGCCCUUUGCCAGGAAGCUCUCUGGCUCUGGGACUUCUGUGUGCGGCGUGCCAUUUAUCUCAUGGCUGUGCACCUCCCCAGACCAGGAACACGUUAGCAAAUCAUCUCAGCAGAUCCUUCUCAUAUCACCAAGAAUGACCAUUCCAUCUGAAUGUGGUCAGUGUGAUCUUCUACAAGUGGGGAACUCUCCGAGUGGACUUGUUCGUGUCUUGUCAGAACAGGAAAUGCCAUGUGUUCUGCUCAAUUCGAGGGAUCAAGAGAGGCUCCCCGUCAGACGCCUUUUUACACCUACAGUCGGGGGCUCUGAUGUACAUAGUCCCGUUGGUGCCAUUAAUCCACAGGGUUCUAAUGAAGAUCAAACAAGACAAGGCAAAGGUAAUCCUGAUAGCUCUGACUUGGCCUUGCCAACACUAGUUCGGCGUUCUGUUGGACCUCUCGGUGGUGACCACACUGCAGCUGACGCUCUGUCUGGCUCUGCUGUCUCAGACCAUGGCAGUCUUCUGCACCCAAGCUUGGCAGUGAGUGCUGUACCUGACAGCUUGGCUGCUGCAUGGUUGAAUGUACAAGAGCAGGAGUGCCCUGCCUGUGUCCAGCAGGUCCUGUUGUGCAGAAGGAAGCUCUACACCAGGGUUACCUACCUGGCCAGGUGGAAACGAUUCACGUGCUGCGCCUUGGACCAGGAUAUUUGGCUUGAGCAGGCCUCGCUGCAGUUGAUCCUGGACUGCCUUCUGCAUCUCAAGCUCCAGGGCUUUUCUCUUUCAUCAAUUGAUGUCACUUGGCCGCUAUUUCAGCCUUGCACCCUCCAUUCUAGGACAGGUUGAUCUUUGCUCAUAACAUGACAGUCUGGUUUUUGAAAGGUCUGGAAUGACUUUAUCCCCAUAUCUGAAAUCCAAUCACUCCUGGGACCUGAAUCUCAUGCUGGCGCUGCUCAUGGGCCCCCACUUCGAGCCCUUGGCUUCCUGUUCCCUUCUUCUACUAUCCUGGAAGGUCUCAUUCUUAGUGGUGAUAACAUCUGCCCUCAGGGUCUCUGAAAUUAGGGCACUAACCUCAGAGCCUACAUAUACGGCAUUUUUCAAAGACAAGGUCCAGCUGAGUCCGCACCCAGCUUUUCUGCGGCACGGUUGUUUCACAGUUUCAUAUGAACCAGGACAUAUUCUUGCCCAUCUUCUUCCCAAAGCCUCAUGAGUCAGACGAGGAGCGUAGAUUACUCUCUCUGGACAUCAGGAGAGCACUGGCCUUUUACAUUGAAAGUACUAAGUCAUUCCAGAAGUUGACACAGUUAUUUAUCGUGGUGUUAGACAGUAUAAAAGAUCUUUUGGUGUCUGCCUAGAGAAUUUCAUCAUGGAUUACCACCUGCAUCUUUUGUUAUAAGCAGGCAAAAGUACCUCCACUGGCCAUUGUAGCCACUCACUCGACUAAGGUGCAAGCCUUGGCAGCAGCCUUCCUAGCCCAACUGCCAAUUCAAGAUAUCUGCAGGACCACUACCUGGUCAUCCAUUCACAUAUUCACAUCUCUUUAUGCCCUUACCCAGUAAGCUUGAGAUGACGCUGGCUUCGGUAGAGUAGUGUUGCAAGCCGCACGGCUGUGAACUCUGACUCCACCUCCAUGGAUAUUGCUUGUGAGUCACCGAGAAUGGAAUCGAAGCAAAAAAAAUCACUUGAAGAAAAAAAAAUGGUUACCUACCUUUUGUAACUGUUGUUCUUCGAGAUAUGUUGCUCAUAUCCAUUCCAUUACCCGCACUCCUACCCCUCUUGUCAGAGUUGCUGGCAAGAAGGAACUGAGAGGGCGUAGGGCUGGCGGCACCUAAUAUACUGACACAUGAAUGCAGCACUCCAGAGGGUGCCACUGCCAACCCUAUGGAUACCGCUACGGCAAAAAUCGUUGACAGCUGUGCAUGUGGGCAUGCACACACCUAGAAUGGAAUGGACAUGAGCAACACAUCUCAAAGAACAACAGUUAUGAAAGGUAGGUAACAGUUUUUUUUCUCAAGAUCAAGGUGAAAGCAUUUUAGAAGCGUGUGGGAAACCUUACACUGCGCCCAUGUUGGACUUGUUUUCUGGGGACAAGAAAAUGUUAGUCUCUUGGGUGGCCUCGGACUUUCUGAAGCAUUAGAUUUAGUUUUACAGUUUAUGCUUAUCUUUCAUAGGUAUGAGAGGAUUAAUGUUUUUGAAGCACUUAAAAGACACAGGACACUAUUUAACAACUUAAUAUUUUUACUGCUUGGAAAUAGAUUUUCUUAGGAAUCACCUAAGUGUUCUAAUGUGCUGCUGGAAAUCUGGAAUCCAUUAUACCUUCG